Messenger RNA from Rotaria sordida, 4485 nucleotides. NCBI's taxonomy places the organism in Eukaryota, Metazoa, Rotifera, Eurotatoria, Philodinida, Philodinidae. The record is from the annotation of a GenBank genome assembly.
AUGGCGAAAUUUCUUCAACGUUUAUUCAGCGGUGGUAGUUCAUCAUCAAAACGUUCAUCAUUACGUGCUUCACAUACAUCAGUUCAUGAAAGUAGUCAACGACCUGGUGCAUCAGCGAAUAUGCGUGCUGCUACAUCACUUGAAAGUCUUGCAUCAUAUAAUAUUAAUCCAAGAGAACUCGAAAAAAAUAAAUUACACAAAGCAUCAUGGGAAGGAGACAUCCAUAAAGUAGAACGUCUGGCUCGACCAGGUCUAGUUGAUCAACAAGAUCAACAAUCUCGAACACCAUUGCAUAUGGCUGUUGCCAGAGGACAUCUAAGUAUAGUACAACGUCUUGUUCAUGAAGGUGCAAGAUUAAAUCUUGUUGAUAACGAUCAACGAACACCUUUAGUUAAAGCUGUUCUUAGUGGUAAUCACAAUCAACCAUUAUAUUAUCAAAUAUGUAUAGCUUUAUUACAAGGUGGAGCUGAUGCUUUUAUUAAUGCCGUAGAUAAUAGUGGAAAAAAUGCAUUACACUAUUCAAUUGAAUAUGGUAAUGAAGACCUUGUUGAUCUUUUUUUAUCAUUUCAAAAUUGUGAUGCAAAUUUUCGAGAUCGUGAUCAAAUGACACCAUUACAUUUAGCUGUUAAACGAAAUAGUCCUAAUAUUGUUGAUAUACUUUUAUCGGAUAGACAUACACAUCAAGCUGAUCCUAAUUUAACAAAUAGAAAUGGACAAACACCAUUACAUAUGGCAGCUAGUCUUGGUUAUGCUGAUAUUAUUCAAGUUAUACUUCAAUCAAAUCUUUCUGAACCAUGUGAUCCGACAAUUCUUGAUACACGACAAUUAUCAGCAUAUCAAUUAGCUCAAGAAAAUCAUCAUGAUGAAUGUGCAAAAUUAAUUGAUGACUAUCAACAUGGUUGGACAAAACUUUCACCACGACGAAAUACAUUAGAAUCAAUAAAUGAACAUGAAAUUAAUCCUGUGAUUAGAAAUCCAGCAGGACGUUUUCGUGAUGAUGAUGAGGAUGAUAAUUACAGUGAAAGUACAACAUCAGAAGAUACAAAUCAAUUUUCAAAAUCUUCAUCAAGACGUAUACAACAACAACAACAACAACCAUCAAAUCAAUGGUUAAAUCGAUCAACACCUGUAAUUAAUCAAAAUAAACAAGAAACUUAUUCUUUAGCUGAUCUUAUUAAAAAGAAUCCAUUACAACCUGAUUCAUCUAAAACAUAUGAAACAAAACCAAACAAUCAAACAUUAUCAAAUCUUGUUAAUAGUAUGCCAUUAAAACCUGAUGAAUCACGAACACAUGUAUCAAAACCAAAUAAUCAAACAUUAUCAAAUCUUAUGCAUAAUAUUCCAUUGCAACCAGAUGAAAAAUCAACUAAUAAAUCUAUGAUAACUCCACAAAAACAACCACCAUCAAUAUUCGGUAUUGGACCGACAAUACUUCAACGUGAGGAUAGUGAUAAUAUAUCAACAAGUAUGUCAAUUGAAAGACCAUCUAUAAAUAAAAAUCUUAUUGGUGGACCAACAUUAUCAUCAAAGAAAAAUGUAACAAUUAGUUCAUUGAUUCAAUCAUUACCACAACCUGAAUCAAAUGAUUCAAAUUCGUGGACAUAUGAUAAAUCAUCAGUACAUAAACAAGAACCAAUUACAAAACCAGCAACAAGAAUUGAAACAUCAGAUGAUACAUCAUUAUCACAUUCUGAUGAUGAUGAUAAUAAUGUUGGAAAUAUUUAUAGAACUAAAACAGCAUCAACGAAUUUUCCAAAACCACCAACAUUAAAUCAUACAUCAGGAUUUACAACAACACGUUCAAAUGAACAACUCAAUAAUACCGAUAGUGAUGAAGAUUCAAUUGAAGCUGCUGUUCGACAAAUUAAUACACAAAAAUCAUCAUUUGGUAUUCAAAAUUUAGUCAAUCAACAAAUUGGAAAUAAUUUUAAAACUUCUCAACAAAUACCUAUUUCAAAUGUACAAGCACCAAUAACUGAAGAUUAUUUAUAUACAACAUCAUCUAUAGGAUCAAAUAAUGAACCAACAACAAAAGGUAUUAGUAAUUUAGUUCAACAUCAACCAUUACUUAGUAAAAAAACAAGUGAAUCAACAUGGGAUGAUUCUCGUCCAUUAAGUGCUGAUUUAGAACGUAAUUCAAUUAAAUCAAAAACUCAUACAGCAUUUAGUUCAAGUGAUAGUGAUACAGAUCAAGAUCAAAAAUCAGCAACAAUUGUUAAAUCACCAGUAAAAAAUGGAGCUAUAGCAAAUUUUAUUCAAACAAGUAUGCGACCAACAGAAUUUAAUGAAAAAAAACCAACAGGUGUUGAAAAUUUAAUAAAAAUUAUUGAUGAUAUUAAACAUUCACCACCAACAAAGCAAAAUCAAUCAAUACCACAUAAACCAAUUGGUACACUUAUUACUUCAUCAAUGCUUCAUCGUAAUGAUUCAUUAUCAUCGGAUGCUAGUUCAAUAGUUGCUGAUAGCGUACGAACAUUAGCAAUGGCAAUUCCUACGAUACCUACUUCAAAGCCACAAUUGUAUCAUGAUGAAGUUGAUAAACUUCAUUGGCCUUCAAUGACAAAUGAUAGACAUGAUUUUAAACAUAUUACAGACAAAUAUUCCAAUGAAAUCAUUCCAUCAUCUCAACGACAAUCAUCACGUACAUUGGCACAUCAUGAAUUUAAUAGUUUACGUGGUUCAAUGUCUUCUUCAACGUCAUCAAUUCAAAAUAAUAUGGAACGUUUAAGUGAACUUAAAGAAGAUAUCAAACAAAUUGAACGUAAACAAGAAGAUAGUCUUGAAUUAAAACGACAAUUAAAAGAUAUGGAAAUAAAAAAAAAUAAUUUUGAAGCAUUAUAUAAAAAAAAUGAUCAAUUAUUACGUGAAACAGAAACAAAAUUAGAAAAAGAAAUUAAUGAAAAACAACGUUUAGAAUGGGCAACAAAAAAUUUAAAUAUGGAAUUAAAAAGUGUUAAACAAAAACUUCAAUCAUUAGAAGAAGAAAAAGAUAUAUUAAAUCAACGUUGUGUUAAGUUAAAAGACGAACGCGAUAAUUAUGACGAAAAAUUACGCAUACAUCAAGUAAAUAGUUUACAAUCAGUAACAGCAGCUGGUGUACUACGUGAAGAAGAUAUUGAAAAAAUAAAAUUACGACAUCGAGAAGAAAUGAAAUUAUUAUCUGCUGAAAAUGAUGAUCUACAUCAACGUACAAAACAAUUACAAUCAGAUUUACAAUUACAUAAAGAAUCACUUGAUGUAACAAUACGUUAUAAAAUUGAUUUAGAAAAAGCUCUAGAAGAAAAAACAUUUUUACAACAUGAAUUAGAUCGUUUAAAACAUGAAAGAGAUUUAAUUGAACAAGAAAAAAUUGAUUUUAAAACAAAAUAUGAUAAUUUACAAGAAGAAAUACGUCUUAUGUUAUUAGAUCGUUCAAAAUUAGAACAAAAAUUAACAAAUGAAUUACAAGAACAAAUGAAACAACGACAACGUUCAACAGAUGAUAUUAAAAAAUAUAAAGCACAAAUUGAACAAUUAAAUAUUAAAUUAGGUGAUGCUGAAGCACGUUUACUUGUUUUACAAACACAAAAUGAAGCAUUAUUAGCAUCAAAAGAUCGUGAUAUUAAAAAUGAAUUUGAUACACUUACACAACGUCUUAAUACAAUUGAAUCAGAAAAAUUAAAUGCUGAACAACGAUUUCGUAAUGAACAGAAAGAUAUAACAAAUAAACAACAACAACAUAUUUUACAUGAACCACUUGUUCUUCUUACAUCAACACCAUUAAACAAUGCUUUACAACAACAACACCAUCAACAUUCAUCUUCUUCACCAUGUAUAAAAUGUGAUACACUUCAACGAAGUUAUGAACACGAACGUGAACAACGUAUACAAACUGAAAAAGAUAAUGAACGUUUACGUGAUGUUGUAUCACGUCAAAAACAACACAAUGAUUUAAAUAAAUCUCUUCAACAACACCAAGAAUAUGAACAUAAUAUUUCGGAAAAUUCAAAACAAAUUCGUUCUGAAACUGGUCGUGUUAAACAUGAACUUGAUCGUCUUCGACAUGAUUUUGAUAAAUUAGUUUCAAAUUAUGAUUCACCAAAUAAUUUACAACAACAAACACAAUUACAUUCACAAAUUGAUACAUUACGUCAGUUUUAUGAACAAGAAUUUCGACAACAAUUACUUUUAUCAAAAUUAACAAAUGAAAUGAAACCAUCACCACCACCCCCAACAACAAUUCAUCAUUAUCAUCGAACAUCAUCACCAAUAAAACAUGAUGAACAUGAACAUUCAUUAAAUGGAAAUUCAAAUUGUUUAGCAUGUUCAAGUAGUCGUUUACUUAAAGAACGUCUUGAAAAUGCUAUUGAUACAAGUUUAGCUGAUCAACGUAUACAAACAAUUAAACAAAUGCCUAUUUUACCACGAUUAACAUCACCUUUAUUACCAACAAAUAAUAAUACUACAUCAUCUUUGGAAAUUUUACGCAAAUUUUAUCAUGUUUAA